Molecule: messenger RNA, 2019 nt
Organism: Colletotrichum navitas
Lineage: Eukaryota; Fungi; Ascomycota; Sordariomycetes; Glomerellales; Glomerellaceae
Product: T-complex protein 11
Exons: 1
Coding region: 1-2019 (672 amino acids)
Source: RefSeq, a predicted model, not a curated record
AUGGCGGGCGAACAGGGUGCCGGUGGCGGCAUAGAGAGCAACCGUCGCCACUUGUCGACAUCGACUCGAGCCAGCGCCGAGAACGAACCCAUUCAGGAGGCCGAGCCCCAGGCGGGCAAGCAGACUCAACAAGAAGAGACCAAGACACAGUUUCAACAGUCGUCACAAGACUCCCCCAGGGGCUUCAACCCACCCUCCAACACAUCAACACCUCAGACAGCGCCUUUGAUGGCGAGGGCAUCAUCCAACACCUCGACUUCCUCGACACCGAGUGCCCCGACGGACAGUUACUUUGGAAGCGUCCCUGAGGUCAAGGCUCCCGCCCCCCGGGUCUCCCGCCCAGUCGAGCCCCCAGUAACCAAGGUGACUUUGAGCGAGCUGGAUGUGUGCAAGAUCAUGCACAACCCCAAGUUGCGCCACGACAUCAACUUUGAUCCCGAACUGCAUUUCAGACCCAAUCUUGACGGAGAUAAGGGCAAGCGGAAACAGCACAAGGCCGACCUGUUUUGGAACACUCUGCAAGAGCAGCUCACCCAGUUUGUCAGGGAACCGGAGGCCUUCAUCGCAGCGCACGGCCAGGGAGACGAUUGGUGUCUGCCGUCCCUAUUGAAGGCGGUCAAGGAAAUCAUCCAAACCCUUGUACCCCAAAGGGACAGAGUGUAUCUGGAUGAGGGACUCAACGUCGACUUGCUGAUGCAGCAGUUCUACAGGGGCAUUGCCGACUUGGAGAAGCUCGCCCUGUGGCUGUCUAGAGUGCUCAAGUCACACUGCGCCCCGAUGCGCGACGAGUGGGUCGACCAGAUGUACUCGCAGCUGAGCAACGGCAACAGGACCAACAACGUGGAGGAGCUUGUCAAGGGCAUGAAGAGUCUUCUUAGUGUGCUGGAGGCUAUGAAGCUCGACGUUGCAAACCACCAGAUCAGAUGUCUCCGCCCCAUCCUCAUCGAGGGAACCAUCCCGUUUGAGCGCAAGUUCUUUGAGAAGAAGAUCCAGGGCAGCAAGCUCGACGUUACCCAGGCAAAUGCCUGGUACCGGGAUGCCGAGCAGAGGUAUAGCGGCUCUCUGUCGCCCAUCGCCGCUCACUCUUUUGGCGAGAUGUCGGUAUUUUUCGAGGCCAUCUCCCGGUUGAUCCUGCCGUCGGUAUCGGAAAAGGCGCUACCCAACACCUUUAUCUUUGACGAGGAGAGAUUCGUCAAGCUUCGUGCCGACAUGCAAGACGCUAUCAACCUGGAGGUUUGCAUGCGUAUGUACGACGACCUCGAGAGAGUUGGCCGAUUGAACGCCCCCCUCUUCGCCAGCUCCUUCUCGCAGUUUGACGACGAGCCCCGGAGCCGCCCCCUCUCCAUGACACCCGAUUUCAACUUCAACACGCCUCCAUCUCGUCCCUCGAGCUUGGCCUUCAGCUCCGCUGACUCGGCCACCUCGUCCCCGCGAUCCUCGCUAAUCCUCCCACCCCAGCCGACCUCAGAUCCCACGGAAUCUCUGAACAAGGCCCGGGACCUUUACAACUCUCUCGUCGCGCUCCUUCAUACCUCGCCGCCACCUCGCAGGCACGAGUCCCGCUGGGAGGCUAUUGCUCCUUCGUUGGCUCUUCAGAUCUUCCGAUUUACCAACGCCCCGGCCGACAUGCUACCAGUCUUCGAGUCCAAGCUCGCCUCGCACGUCUGCGACAUCAACAGCCCCCUCUUCCAAGAGGUUGAGCAGCACUUCCACCACAGACUCCUCACGGAGCUGCAAAAGCGAGUCCGGGAGUACCGUGGUCUGACGGGAGUUGGCCUCUUCUCGGUGGCCACUGGCGGCCGCGCUCACGGCGCAGGGCGGUCAUGGAGCAGCAGCCCGGAUCGCGAGGGUUCUGUCUCUGACAACAAUAGCAACCGGGAGUCUCGUGACGACGGCGGUAUCGAGGACAUGGCGACUCGCUUGGCACAUCUCGGCAUCCUUCACUGGAGAGUCUUUGCCGGCCUUGCAUACACGGAGGACGAACAGGCCGACAGUAUGAUGGAGAUGAAUCAGUUCUAG